AUGGAGUCAGAAGCCUUAGAAACAUGUCCUUAUGACCCAAAUCACAGGAUGCCAGCCAGCAGGUUACAGUACCACCUGGCAUCAUGCAAAAAGAAAAAUCCAAAGAUAGCUAAAAAGAUGGCUAACUGCAAAUAUAAUGCUUGUCAUGUUGUCCCAAUUAAAAGGCUCAAGGAACAUGAGGCUACUUGUGUCAACAGAACUGCUACAGAAGAUGAGCCAUUUAAGCUUCUAAAUGUUACUGCUCCAAGCUUGGAAUCAAAUGAAAAACUUUCUAAUGCUGCUAAUCAGAUUCCUGAUCCUGAUGUCUGGAACAUAGAUAAUACACAUCAUUCUCCUUCAUUUGUUCUUAAGACUUUUGCUCCAAAAAUGCUGAUUUGUGAAAGUGACUCAAGAGACCUAAAGAAAGAGACUACAGAUGAUAAACAUCCUAACAAUGAUAAGUCCUGGAGAAAAGAUCAGAAAAACUGA
Messenger RNA from Choloepus didactylus (southern two-toed sloth), 468 nucleotides. Its product is annotated as gametocyte-specific factor 1-like. Bases 1 to 468 code for a protein of 155 amino acids. The transcript has 6 exons. The record is from RefSeq and is a predicted model, not a curated record. NCBI's taxonomy places the organism in Eukaryota, Metazoa, Chordata, Mammalia, Pilosa, Megalonychidae.